UUACUUUCAAUUUAACUGACAUUUACAUAAAUGAUGAUGAGUGUAAUAACAACAAUAUUUUGUGUAUUUUUGUCGAUCAAUUCAAUAAGUUCAUUAUUAAUCGACGAUGAAUGUUAUCAGUACUAUUCAAUAUUUGGCAUCCAUAUCAAUAACAUAAAAAUUGAAACUUGUCAAGAAGUAGACGUCGUACAUUUACCGAAAGAAGAAAUUCCGCGGUUCGUUCUUUACGUUGAGGAUAAAAAUAAGAGUGAAAUAUUCAUAACACCUGUUAAUCAGCAUGAUAAUGGUUCAUUGAUGAACAAAAGCACUCCAAUUUUUGUUUUAUGGAAUAAGAUUUUUAAUCACGAAGAUUCUACUGAAGGCAAUUUAACCCAUGUUAAUGAGUUUGCACCAGAUUUGGCCAAUUUUUCAUUUUAUCAUAAUCCUUCAAGAAAUGUUGCUCUUGUGCUUUUCUACUAUGGCUCUUUUUCCGUUGUAGAAGGAGUGGUUGGAGACUAUACUUUACGAUUUAUUGAAAGAACUCAGAAAUAUAUUUGGAUGAAAAUGCGACAUCCUCACGAAAGGAUCCCAAUUAAUUGGAAAAGUUUGGGCGCACCAGAAGUAAAGAAUCUUGAAUUAUCAGAUUACAAUUUAAAUUCUCAUAUAAAUGCAGUCAACAUAUCAACUGUUGUGUUUCUUGAUAACUUGUCGAUUCAGGAGAAAUUACCAACUGAAUUAGUAAAAAGUGUUCUUAUAUACUUUAAUGCUGUUAAUAUGCUUUAUGCUAAUUUUACAUCACCAAGGAUUCAACUUGUUAUCAAAGCUCUAAUGGUACCAAUUACAGUGUACGGUAAGACUUAUGAUGUACUUCAACCCCAAAAAUUAUUUGAAAAUCAUAACGAUUCUUGGUUGGAACCAAUAGUCAUUUUCAAUAUGAUGAUCACACCUGUCUGCAAACAUAGCAAUUCUAAAAUUUGCAUUGCUCAUGGUAAGAUUCAUAAUAAUCGAUUAUAUUGUGAUGAAAAAGACAUUUCGAAAAAAAGUCCAUCGAUAUACCACAUUAGACACAUGGAUUUGCAGCAUGGUUAUUCAAAAGCAGCUCAAAUGUUAGCUUUAUCGUUAAACGCCUCUCUACUAGAUUACACUGAUGAAUGCAGUGGAAUAAUGAACGCUUAUCAAGAUCCACCUGACCUACCACUUUUUUGGAGUAAUUGUACUAUUAACAAGCUUUCUAAUUAUUUCAGGUCAGUAAAUGAUACUUGCUUUCGAGAAACAGCGCUAUUAUAAUAACUUGAAUAAGAAGCGUAAAAAUAAAAGAAAAAAGCUCACCAGUAAUAAUUUUCUCCAUAUUAAUACAUAAUUAAGAAAGAUUUAUAACGAUUUGAGAUUAAAAAAUAAA
Messenger RNA from Chelonus insularis, 1378 nucleotides. RefSeq lists its product as uncharacterized. The record is from RefSeq and is a predicted model, not a curated record. Gene Ontology annotation, molecular function: metallopeptidase activity. Bases 31 to 1266 code for a protein of 411 amino acids. The transcript has 11 exons. NCBI's taxonomy places the organism in Eukaryota, Metazoa, Arthropoda, Insecta, Hymenoptera, Braconidae.